Plasmodium cynomolgi strain B is the source of this 756-nucleotide messenger RNA. RefSeq names its product SPATR protein. The record is from RefSeq and is a predicted model, not a curated record. NCBI's taxonomy places the organism in Eukaryota, Apicomplexa, Aconoidasida, Haemosporida, Plasmodiidae. The transcript has 3 exons. The coding region runs from base 1 to 756 and encodes 251 amino acids.
AUGGCGCAAAAAAAAAGGGAGAGCAGCCUGGAGCUGAGCAAGAAAUUGUUCGGCACGAACUCCCCCCUGAAGGAGCAUGAUGAAGACCAUUACGAGCAUGCACAGAAAAGGACGAGGACGUGGCCGGCUGACGCGACGCCGGAGGUGGAUGGCGAUACGUGUUUGAUUUUCUCCGCCACGGAGGGCGACCCCACCAACUGCUGGUGCCCCAGGGGAUACAUCAUGUGCAGCGAGGAGGACGUGCGCGAUGUGCAGUCCAAGCUGCACCAAAUUAAGGACGUGAAGCAGCGCAACGAAGUCACCCCCUCGUGGAUCAAGCGCCUCUGUGAUAAUUCCAAAGAAAUCGGAUUCAAAAGUAUGUCUGUUGUUAUAGAUUAUGAGUUGGCAGUUCUAUGCAACGAUGGAAAUGAAAAAAACAACGCAGACUUCAAAAUAAUUGGAGCUUCAGGUUUCGUUUCGAACGAACAGAUCAUUCAGGAAACGGAGAGGGAUACCACGUAUGUCCCUCGGAAAUGCACCGUCAAUAAUUUUUACCUCUGUCGAAAGGUGGAAAACGAUAAUGUGGCUUGUCAGUACAGCCCCUGGUCUCCGUGGGGUCCCUGCAUCGACAGCAAGCAAAGAAGAACCAGGAAGGUGAUACGUUCAAACCAGAACAAUACGGACUUUUGCCUGUGGAAUGGAAAGCGCAUCCCGAGGAAUAUAAUGGAGGAGACGCGCCCCUGCAGGGGUCCAUCGGGUACGUCCGCUAAGAAGUAG